AUCUUAUCAUUCUCCUCUUCUCUCUUCUCUCAUCUCACGACCUGCCUUGCCCAAUACCUGACGACGACCUGAACGAACUAACGACAUAACGACACAAACACACGCGUACCAAGACUCGUCUUCUUCGCUCCCAUGGCCACCAAUACUUCUAGUCUAUCGGGUUCUAGCGACAGCUUGUCCACGCUCCUCCCAAGCUCAUCCUAUCUACUGGCUUAUGCUCUUCCAUUGCUCUUGGUCUCGCUAAUCUUGACUUUUUUUGGAGCAUUUCUGACCUUGGAUAGGACGAGGAGAUUUCGUGCUAAGAAUGAUAUGUAUGUGAUGCCAGGGAGUUUUGGGAAAGAGACCAAAGGGUUGAGGUUAAAGAGAAUGAUGGUUUUGGAAGGAGGCGUAGGAGGCAUUCUGCUGGGCUAUGCGUUUGGUGUACAUCUGUCAACAUUCCUCGCGUUAAUUAUCCCAAAUAUUACCUCCUCCGAUCUUUCUAGCGGCGCCUUCAUAGCUAUCUGGGUCUUAUCCGCGUUCACUACUACCGUCCUUGCCGCACGGUAUAGCAUUGUUGCCUUAGGUCUUGCAGGGCUCUCCGGUGGAGCAUCGUCUGUGUUAGGCGUAUGUAUCAUCAUACACCCUCCACUGGAAGCACGUGUGGUGUUCACUAUCGCGGUUAUGGUCAUAUCAAUGAUUGCAAUAAUGCUUAGCGCGUUCAUACCUCCUCUUACGAGGUUCAAACAUCCUCUGCUUCGGUUCGCUGCAUCGUCGACGGGUUCUUUUGGUGUGACAAUGUGUAUUUCUUUACUAUCUUCAUCGUCGUUUUCCUCUUCUUCGGCAUCAUCACUCCAAUCCUGGUCCUCCCCCUGGUCUCACCUAUAUCUGCCUGCAUCCUCCUCCUGGGGAACCUCCACUGAGAAAGGCUUUUCAGCUUUGUUCUGCAUUCUUAUCUUGGCAGGUACAGUGUGCGAUUGGGCAUUUUGGAGGAAAUGGGGAGAAUGUCCUGAUGAGAAGUGGGAUUCCUAUCUGGCGGAGUAUGCUGUGAAUUUACCGAACGACGUGAAGAGGGCAGGGAGUUUUAGACCGUUCGAAUCGGUUUGGGAGAGAGUCUUUGGCUCGAGGGAUAACAGGAACGAGGAAGCAAGGGCAUUAAAGGAAGGAAAUUUUGAGAAGGAAGUCGCCUUUCAAAUCGAUGACGCAGAAUUGGGUUUAGACUUGGAUGCGGAGUAUCUCUCGAGUCCCGGACCUGGCAAACUCCGAAAGUUCGACUCUACCUCACCGUUUACUAAUUCCGUCGACGAGCCUCUUCCUUUGUAUAAGCCCCACCCGGGUCUUUUACUCAAGAAUGGCCGUCGUUCGUCAUCUUCGAGAUCCUUAUCUUCUCCAUCGCCUGGGUUCCGAAAGAAGGAGAUGGUCAAAUUUCGACCGUUGGAUGAGCUCAGUUCUUCUGACGAAGACGAGUUGAAUCACGAGAAGGAACGAGCACGGAUCCGAGCUGUUAGGCGACGUACUGACCCGAAAAUUCGCCCUAUGUCGCCUAGUUUAAGCGAUACUGAUAAUGCUUUAUUCGGUCCACCAGACUAUUCGGAUUUCAAAGAUAAAGGCGACAAGGGUAGGACUGUUGGUGAGGAAGACAUCGUCAGCGGUGCGACUCGCUCGAUGUCAUCUACUCCACAGUGGACACCCAGAUUUCUCAAACAACAUCGUUCUUCCCUUUCUUCAGCUCAUUCCUCAGCACAUUCUUCGCCGUCUCAGACUUCCCGUUCUUCAGAGCGAACGGCAGUAGCUUCUUCAAACUCACAUCCAAUCCCCCCUGUGCUCGCAGAAGCAUCGCCAUCACUCUCGACGCCAACAUCAACUAAGGCACUCCCGGUGACACAGCCGCUCGUCCAACCGCUCACUUCAUCUGUCACUCCCCCACUCGUACUCCCAGUCCCCACGACGCCUUCUCUACUCAACGCCCUGCACAGGGUGGAGAAAGCGAGGAAUGAGGCGUACAGGCGAGAGAUGGUUGGCAGUGGUAGCGGGGGUGAUGGUCGUGAUCCGGUUAUCAUGCGAGAAGAGGGUCGAGGACAGCGGUGGGGUGACUUUUGGCAUGAAGUAAACGAGGUAAAAGUGAAAGGGGGAAACAGAGGAGAGGGUAGGCGAUAAGCGAGCGAUCCUGCUCAUCCAUUAAACCCCUCUCCUCUCUUCUCCGUCUCUUCUUUCUCUCCCCAUCUUGUACUCCUACAUUAUCCGUGUUCCCCACUUUUUAUCGAUUUACUUUUCGUUGUUCUUCGUUUGCUUUUUGUCUCCUCCCUCCCGUUUACCUAGUCCCCCGGUACACGACACCCUCGACGAUUAUUCUCACUGUCGAUAGUUAGGCUACUUUUUUC
Lentinula edodes (shiitake mushroom) is the source of this 2357-nucleotide messenger RNA. RefSeq lists its product as uncharacterized. The record is from RefSeq and is a predicted model, not a curated record. The transcript has 2 exons. Bases 133 to 2133 code for a protein of 666 amino acids. NCBI's taxonomy places the organism in Eukaryota, Fungi, Basidiomycota, Agaricomycetes, Agaricales, Omphalotaceae.